AUGAAGAGCCACGAGAGAAGCGACAAGCUCGAGAAUCAAGUCUUCUAUCACGGCAUUCGGAACAGGGAAGAUGUCAUGUAAGUGUUCCACACUAUGCUUGUGUGAUAACCGAAGUUACUAAUAUGACAUAACCUGUACUCUAAGAUUCUAACACAUUCAGAUCUGAACUUGAGCAUAAAGGCGACUUUGCCGUCCGUGCCAGUAUGGACAAUGGCUUCCCGAAGCUCGUCCUCAACGUUCGUGGUAGCCGUGGCCCUUGGAAUCUGCUUCUUGAAGUUGUAGAAGAUAAAUAUUGUCUACGAAUAGAACGGAAGAAAGAUUCCUUUCCCACUUUCGAAAACGUGGUUAAGCUAAUUGAGUACUACAAGUCCCACGGUCUUCCACAUGGCCCCAAACUUCGCCGUGGCGUACCUAGACCGGACUGGUUGUUGCGACAUCAAGCCUUGAAGUACGAUGAGAAGGCAGAUCUGCUCGGAUCCGGAAACUUUUGCUCUGUUUACCGUGGAACAUUGACAAGAGUCGGUGUUUGUAAACAGGUAUGUCAACCAAUGAAAUGAUACACCAUGAUCAUGCUUACAUAGAGCAAAGUUGCUCCAUAACACAGCACAACCUUCAACAUAUUCAUUUACAGGUAGCCAUCAAGGUGUGUCAUCCAGCAGAUGAAAAGAAGCGUCAAGAAACCCACGAAGCUAUGCAGUCCAUGCUGUACGAAGCCAAAAUCAUGUCAAAGUACUUCCACGAAAACGUCAUCGAGUUUAUGGGCAUCGCAUGUGACCAUCCACCAAUUAGAAUCGUCCUCGAGUUCUGUCCAGGAGGUUCGUUAGAAGAUCACCUCAAGAAAGACACCGAAAUUCCCAAUAUUGAACUGGUCUUGUAUGCGUUUGAAGUAGGUUUAAAUAAUUUAAAUUAUGGGCACGUAUCAGUAGAUUUAGAACAAGCUUCUCAAGUUAAUUUGGUUCCUUCAGGCAGCUCGAGGAAUGCGAUACCUCCAGUCUCAGCGAUGUAUCCACCGUGACUUGGCAGCUCGAAAUUGUCUCAUCUCAGCCCAAGGAAUCAUCAAAAUCGCUGACUUUGGAUUGUCAAAAGUAGCAGAAGACUUCGUGCAACAAGAAACGGCACUGAAGCAGAUUCCACUUAGGUGGAUGGCUCCAGAAACAAUCAAGAAACCACCGGUAUACCUGGUUAACAGCGAUGUCUGGUCUUUUGGAGCUCUGAUCUACGAAUUGUUCACGUACGUCAUUCUUUCCGUAACCAUUUUUGAAUACAAAUACUAAAUUAACAGUAUUAAAUCAUACAAGAUUAAUAAGCGUAAAAAUUCAGUCACGGAGUAGCACCGUACGCUGACGAGAAAGACUUCAAAGUAAUUGCCAAGAACAUCAGAAUGGCCAACAUGCCAGACUUCCCACCCCAUACUCCACAGCCGAUUCAGACACUUGUCAAAGAAGAAAUAUGGUAAGCAAGAUACAUAUAUGUGAUAACACAAGAAGGGAUAGCUAAUAGCGCUAAACUAGCUACUUUCAUGUGAUGAUAUGUACGUUUUUAGGGUAAAAGAACCAGAAAAACGAAUCCUCUUCAAUGAGAUCGUAGUGUUCUUGUACAACUAUAUAGAACAGCACAUGGACGAGUUUGGAGACAUCAAAACAAUGGCCGUCAAUAAGAUCAAAGGAGUCAAAAGGACGUCGAUAAUGAUGGUAAGGUGAUCUUGACUGCAAUCAACUAGCAAAUUUAAAAAGAUCAUACACUGCUUUGAGAUUUUGUCUUAUAAGACGCUUUUUAUAAAACAUAAGAACGAGAUCAGACUAUGUUCAUGUUGUACUACAAGUAGUGAAAUUUCAGGGCGACAAAUCGAAAUUGUUGAAAGAAGAUGGACGACAACGUGAUACUCAACAGAAAAGCAAAAUGCGACAAGCUCGAUCAUCAUUAGAAGAUCGAGGCGGUACCAAAACUAGAACUCGUCGAGGAGUGACUUCCAAAAGCGACUACAACCGUCCUCGUCGAUCUUCAAUCAAGAAAAUUAUCAAGAACAACUCGACGGACAAGGAAAAGGAACCUCAAUCAGCAUCAGCUUGCAGCAAAGACUGUUCCACCGAUUCCAAACCAGAGCCUCCCUCAACAUCUCGGAAGAAGACCAGCAAAGAAGAAGAUGAACAGCCAAAUGAAGAUGAAGCCGACAAUGCUGAGGCGUAG
Messenger RNA from Bursaphelenchus okinawaensis, 2187 nucleotides. The record is from the annotation of a GenBank genome assembly. Lineage: Eukaryota; Metazoa; Nematoda; Chromadorea; Rhabditida; Aphelenchoididae.